AAAUAAGUACGACGGAACACGGACGACGGUCGACGGUCCAACGGAUUUGGACGACCGGGAUCGGGACUUGUGUUGUGUUGUGUGUUGUUAGCAUUCAGUCUGCGCUUUUCGGCUUCUGGCGGCCAUCCGACAGAAGUUGGCCACGGCAGUGUGGCCAGGGUUUUUUGGGGGGGCGAGCGUCAGCUCGCUUGCUGCAUCUCUAAUUCAACUUGUUGUAAUUAUAGCGAGAGCAUCAGCAGCAUCGGUAUUAUAUGUUUUCGGGAGUUUCGGCAAACGGCGCGCUCGCUCGUUUCGGUCCAGCAUUAUAGCUCCCUGGUUGAGGGAGUUUUUGUGGAUGGUUUCUGCGGUCUGGAAGAGUGGAUGGUAAGGCAACAAGAGGACAUUAAAUGGCGUACCUCCAAGAGAUUCCCCGAGACCAGUGGGAAAAACCAUAAUAGCAAUUUUAGUCUAAAAUUGUACUCGGCUGACUUUGGAAGCAAACAGGUCAGCUCUUCCAAGUGUUGUCCUUUCUAUUUGGAAUCUUCCUGGAUAAGGCCGCGGUCAGUGGGUAGGGCACUAUUUGGUGGCCGAAUCAGUGCCAAACGAUUAAAACCGAUUUUGUGUGCGGAAAAAUUUGACAACAUUUUCGGGACACCCGAAAAAAAAUCACCGGAAAUAAAAAAGCGCGCGCGCCCAUUAUAGAGUCCUCUUAAUAGAGUAAAGUGGUUACCGUGUUGUUGUAUUUUUUUUCUCUCUCCUCGGGACCAGUUGCAACUGAACCCUCUUUUGUGGGGGUUUAUUUUUCGGCCAGAAUUCAUUCCUGGAAGUCCGCGCCAUUUGGCAAGUGGAGGGGGAACCCGCGAAAAAAGUGACUCGCUGCGAAUCAAACGCGUUGGUGAUACACCAAAUACAAAAAAAUAACGAAAAAAAAAACAAACCGCUCCCGCGGAUCUGACCAGGGGGUGGCCACUCUGCGGAUAUCGCGCCGCGACGGUCUGGUCAAAUUCGCACCCCGGAUCCCCAACCGGGACGCAGGACUUUCGGGGAGACGAAGUGCGGUCAGCAGAAAAGCUUUUCCCGGCCAAAUUUCGGUUUGGUUUUCUGUGUGUGUUCCCGUGCUCGUUUUUUCGUUCCAACUAUUUUUUUUCGUGGAAGUUGCCAACCCGCGAAUCGAUUCCCGCGGCCUACUAUUGGGCAACUCGCGGGACACCCAAUCGACGAGAGAUGGAAACCGGGUGUGAACAAAAUCGUUGAACACCCACGGAGAAAAAAAAACCCGAUUGGUGUGAAUCCAAUCGCAGUAGCCGAUGGGAUUUUUUCGACCCUUUCGAGAAGUGACCGAUGAAAAAGAAUAACAACAACAAACCGGAAGUACGACACCAGCAAACCUCAACGAGUACAACGCCGACAGAGAGAGAGGCAACAAAAAAAGUAAAACCCGGUUGGCGUUGACAAAAAUGUGAAGUGAAGUGUUGUUGGUGGUGUGGCUUUCUCGUGUUGUGCCGUCAGAAAAAAAACGAGUUUAAACAGUGAAAAUAUAUUUAUUUGUGUGUGAUUUGAUACCUUGGUGGAUUCCGAAACGCGUGUAUGGAGAGUGUCACAAUUGCGUGUUAAGUGACGGGUCCCCAGUCAGUGUGAUUCGAACGAAAAAAAAAAAGGAACAGGGCUACCCCCAAAACCUCAACACGAAGGUCACCGGGUACCAUACUCCGUCAACAACAAAAAAAAACAGAGAGAAGAACCAUCAAACCUCAAACACAAAAACCAAAACCAACUGGGGGGGAACAUCAACCAAAAAAGUGAAGUAAAAAAGUGACUGGGUUUUUUUUUGGCUAUCCCCCAUCAUCAAUUUGGAACCUUAAUCGUGGAUAGUUAAAAGAAGUGGGCCGAAACGACAUCCCUACGCAGCGCACGUCAACAAAAUUUGUGUGUGAUUUUUAGGUAUGUUACAGGACAACUAAAAAAAAAAUAACCGGAAACACAUCGGCGUGGAUUGAAUAGAAUAAUAGUCUCUCCCUCCAUGAACCGUUUACAUACGCCCUGUGGCCGUCGGUGGAUGUCACUACGCGACUACUAGGUACUACGCCUGUAUCUCUGCAUUCUGCGGUUCACCUGCGGAACCGGAAACGGAACUGGAACUGGAACUUCAUGCCGACUCGUCGUCGUUGGCGUCAACAAAUCGGAACAGUGAAGUAAGCAUUCAACACCAGACAGUCAAUUAAUAUGUGCAACUAGACUGUGACUAUGAGUUCGACCAAACGGAAAUUUCUACAGUGAAAAUCACUCGUUUCAAAUCGAGGAAACGGAGUAAAACCCGUGAAAACAACAAACGAUGUGCUAAAUGUUGAAAAAGUAAAAUAGAACCGGGAACUCAUGUGGACGUGAGUUGUGUGAUUUUUGCAACGGUAGCCAUACACAGAAAACAACGCUUAAAUUGGAAGGGAAAAUAUCAUACCAGACCUAAAAGGGGAAGUUGGUUGUUAUUGGUGCGUGUGUGUUUGUGAUAAUAAUAGCAUAAAUCAUUAGUGUAUCGAUAUUAAAAAUGCAUCUGACUGCGAACAACAACAGCUCGACCAACAAUGCGAGUGGGGGUGGUGGGGGAACGACCAAUGGAAGCGGUUCCAAUAACAACAGCACCGCCAACAAUAAUGGCAGCUCGAACAACAGCAAUAGCAAUAACAAUGGAAGCAGUAACAAUAACAACAACAACAGUUCGGGAACAGCAGGUGCCGACAACAACAAUGGGCCCCCAUCCGCCGCCAGCAUCCUCCAGGACACCUACUCGAAGAUGACCUCGGACAUCCUGGCCGAGCGGACUCUCGGCGAUUUCCUGUCCGAGCAUCCGGGCGAGCUGAUCCGAACCGGGAGUCCUCUGUUUGUUUGCACGGUGCUGCCACCGCACUGGCGAUCGAAUAAAACACUUCCGGUUGCGUUCAAGGUCGUCGCCCUGGGGGAUGUUGGAGAUGGGACGAUGGUGACGGUGCGGGCGGGGAACGACGAGAAUUACUGCGCGGAGCUGCGGAACUGCACCGCAGUAAUGAAGAACCAGGUGGCCAAGUUCAACGAUCUGCGGUUCGUGGGGAGGAGUGGAAGAGGAAAAAGUUUCACCCUCACCAUCAUGAUAUCGACCAGCCCUCCACAAGUGGCCACCUACAAUAAGGCCAUCAAGGUGACCGUCGAUGGACCUCGGGAGCCCCGAUCCAAAACACGGCAGCAGCAGCAGUUCCACUUCGCCUUCGGCCAGCGGCCGUUCCACUUCCCGGCCGAUCCGCUGUCCAGCUUCCGAAUGCCACCGAUAGACAUGUCCCAAUUCGGCCUCGGAACUGCAAAUUCCCACUGGAGCUACAGCUCAACGGGGCCCUACUCACCAUACUUAACAUCCUGCACAACUCCAACGGCAGCCCAGUUCAACAACCCCGCCCUCGGCUUCACCUGCUCAAGUGGAGAGCAGAACGCCGGCCAGGACUUCACAACCGGCGGAGCAGGCACCGGUCGAGAUUGCGUUCCAAUGUUACCAGAUUCAACGGCCGCCGAUUUGGACCAGCAGCUGAGUAGUUUGGUCGGGACCCAACAAACGGCUCAGAUGACCCACCCCAGUUUGAUGAGCGCGGGUGGGAAUGGAGCUGGAACCGGUGGCAACGGGACCAAUGCCAAUGGAGUGACCUCUCAAACCUCAAAUACUAUUACGACGACCAAUGGAUCGAAUGGACUUUUGGUACCGAGGUAUCAGAGUAACUCCAGCAAUAAUGAGUAUACACUUCACACGAGUCAAAGCGGUCCUCGGAGUUUGAGUGACUCAUCGCAAGCGGAAUCUCCAGUCCAGGAAGAUCUGUUGUCUUCUAACACGCCAAACUUGGGAACGGGAGCCAACCAGAACUUCUCCAGUUUGGUGGUCAACCAAAGUCAGGCGAACUACGGCACCGGAGGAGGCAGUUGUAACGGAUCUUUGUAUCCGGUACUUCCGGCUAGUCUCCUCUACUCUCAACUCUACACGGCAGCUAAUCAGACGCAUGGCUUCCACAAUCAUCAUCUCCAGAACAGCCACUCAACAACCCCCAACUCUUCGAUGCAUGCCGGAGAACUUCAGAGCGUAAUGGACCAUCUGACUUCGACGACGGCCUCAGUCGGAGGUCGACAGCAUCCGAAUCUGAUGAGCAAUAACCCCCACACGGACCUCUCACUUAUCGGCAACUGUGGGGCCAUGGCUCGGGGAGCCCUAGACGAUUCCGGAGUACGAGCUUUGGCCGGAGGUCGUGGAGUUCCACCCCAGGGACAGGUUCAGUCCGAGAACGGCAACUCCGUCUGGCGACCCUACUGAGGAAAGCUUCAACCGUAGGAACAGGGUGCAAUAUCCGGGGAUUAGGGUGUUUGAUCAUCCCCUUUUUUUUUUAAACCGGGUCGUUGAUUUUUCUGUUACGUUCUUUCUAAGACAACUCACUCAAUGGGUGCUUCGGACUUAUGGGGGCAUUGUUGGGAUGGCGUAGUCGUUGAAUUUUCAACGUUUUCUCUGUUAUGACUCCAUUUGUCCAAAAGUAUCCGACCUGUAGAUACGUGUUUUAUCCUCCAGGAUAGCGCAUUCGAUACCAACGGUUGAUGUACACUACUGAAAAAAGCAAACCAAAAAUCACAAUUAACUAAUAUCAUAGAUGUUAUACCGUACUUUUAAUUGUAAAACUUAUGUAGCUUAGUACCGAAAGCUUCCAUUCAGCUGUAAGGAAGCAACACUAAUUCGAAGAAAAAAAAACCUCUACUUCGCAAUAUGUAUACCUUUUCUUGUAAAUUUUGAAGAAGAAAAAAAAUCUAAAAAAACCAAAUCUAUUAUUAAUAAAAAUCUUAAGCCCCCAGUCUAUUAAAUCAAUUUUUGUGUAGCCUCUCUUAGAACAUGUGAUGGAACACAGGUUGCCAAUUCAAUUGAUAAAAUAGAAAGAAACUCGAUGGAACAGCUAAGAAGACAACCAUUAAUCCGUUUAGCGUGUAAGUACUGCUAGUUACCGAAAAAAGCUAAUUAAACUGUUAUUUGUUUACUUUUAAGCAGCUAUUAAAGUAAAAUUAUAAAUAAAAACUGAGGAAAGUUCUCCAAUUUUAACGUCAAAUGAAAGAAAAUAAUGAAAAAAAUGUGAAGAAAAACCCAAUCGUAGCCAAAGUAGUAGAGAAAGGUAAAGUUUAAAUGAAUUUACAUCACCCCAAACAGUGCUAUAUAAUUUGUAAGUUUCGAACGGGAUCCAAAACUAUUGAAAUUGAUGUGAUUGAUGAGAAGUCGUUCAAGAUAGUCAACCAAGAUACAUCCGAAGGUUGAAGCUUCCAAUGAGAUAAAAAAUUAUGUAAAAAGAAAACAAGAUGAACCAGCUCCAUAAAUUCCUUUCCUGGAUCAAGUGAUGAAUCAAUAAAGCUGAGCAAUUUCAAUGUA
Molecule: messenger RNA, 5386 nt
Organism: Uranotaenia lowii
Lineage: Eukaryota; Metazoa; Arthropoda; Insecta; Diptera; Culicidae
Gene: RunxA
Product: protein lozenge
Exons: 6
Coding region: 2522-4297 (591 amino acids)
Biological process (GO): regulation of DNA-templated transcription
Cellular component (GO): nucleus
Molecular function (GO): ATP binding; DNA-binding transcription factor activity, RNA polymerase II-specific; RNA polymerase II cis-regulatory region sequence-specific DNA binding
Source: RefSeq, a predicted model, not a curated record